Molecule: messenger RNA, 836 nt
Organism: Alternaria rosae
Lineage: Eukaryota; Fungi; Ascomycota; Dothideomycetes; Pleosporales; Pleosporaceae
Exons: 2
Coding region: 1-612 (203 amino acids)
Source: RefSeq, a predicted model, not a curated record
AUGCCUUCAGAAAGACAAUCUUACAACAAAAGAGGACGCGCCAAUGACGAUUGGACCCCUGGGGCAGCAACGGCGCCUGACACUGCAACACAGCCUACAAUUGCAGCGCUUGAUGAGGCAGUCAACGCAGUCGAACCAGCCUACGACUGGGCUGAGUUGGAUACAUCCGACGCAGAGAUUGGGUGGUCUGGCCUCUUCGAUGGCCCGAUAUAUGUAUCAGCCACCGAUAGCGAAGACCUCCAAGCUUCCGAAACAUCUGUAGUAUCAGAAGAAGAGCAACUAUUGGAGGAUUGCAAGACUUACGUUCUCUCGAAGCUCAAAAUAACCGAUAAAAAUCGUUCCAAGUUACGCGAGCUGCUCCAUGAUCACAACUGGCCAUCAGUUUGGCAGUCUCUUGACACAAUCAAAAACUGUGGAGGUGGGCUGAGUUGGGAAUGGGGCACAAUGGAUACUUAUCUGCUGUUCAGAUUGAAGGACACAAAGUUGUUGAGCUGGCAAGAAAUCGCAGAGUACUUCUUCAUCGGAAUGAGGGCCACUCAAUGUAAGUCGAUUUAUGAGAAUGUGAUAGCAGAGGAGGAGGAGGAGGCGCGGCGCAAGUUCGUUGGGUGUUAAUCUUUGACGGAAGAAGCAGAGCAAUGUGAUUAAUAAUAUCUGGUCACUUCCAUAUCCCUUAUUAGGGGGGGGGGGGGGGGGGGGGGCUAGAUUUCGUGUCGUAUUCUGCUGCAUAGUGUCCAAUCUGGCUUCGAGCAAGGAUGAGAAACAUCCUUGAGAGUCACGAUACCCAGGCCUUUGCUAAACGUUGUAAGCUUUUCAACAAGUAUUGAGAUCUAUCGCCU